AUGAGCGGUCGACAACCACUAAUUUCCAAUGAAUACCCGAGGACUAGUCUUAGCAAAGAUAGAAAACGAUUUAUCGUUGUGGCAUUUUUUGAUUCUUCUAUAACUAUUCUUCUCUGGUUGUUAUGUACAGUAACACGUGAUGAUGAUUGGGACAAAAUAUUUUUCGAUGAAAUCAAUAUUUUCAAUCCAAAGUUUAUGAAAAUUUCUCUUUUUGAUGUUGUUUUAUUAGCAAUUCUUAGGAUGCUCAUUUUGGGGUUUGUCUACGGAAUUUGUCUGGUUAAACAAUGGUAUACAGUUGCUUUUACCACACUCGCAUCGAGUGCCUAUAUACUUAUGAAAGUUUUAUUUUAUUUUAAUCACUCAUCGAGUGCAGUUCCUCCGAUACUCCUAAUUAUUGCCUCAUUUACACUCUGCUGGUCUGAGUUCUAUCUUAUGCCGUUCCAAAUAUUGCCUAGAGAACGAAGACACGCUCGACGAGACAUUGACGGCGUUGAGAAUCCUGACUUUUCUACAGAUGAGGAAACACGAUCUAAUUAUCGCCAUCGCCGUGGACGCCGACAGCAAAACUCUGGGAAUCAAUCAGAAGUUCCAACGGCAGUACCCUCUCGCGUGUCCUCUGGCGUCUUCAUAGCUUCUGAUUAUGAUGAGUUCAGAAGCGCUGCUGAGUUUUCCUCAGAUGAAGAAGCACGCACACGUCUCUUAGUUCCGCCAGAUACGAGAAGAUUAUUUGAAAUCACGCUCAGAGAAUGUCUAGAUCAAGUUGAGGAAUUGAUCAGAGAUUCUCGUCUUGGUGGUUGGAAAACGCUUCGAUCGAAUACUCCAACUGUUUUGCAAGGUCCGGAUAACUAUUUUUUGGUUCGAGCAGAGUUUAAUAAAUUCCCUGCAUUGGUGCUUUUUAAUAUAGCCUGGAAGGAUAUGCUGAAAUGGAAUACCCAGGUUAUUGAAGGAAAGAUGAUAGCUCAUUUAGACAAUGCAACCGAUUUGUACUAUUCCGUUAGUGCUCCUGCUAUGCGGGGAUACAUUUCAUCACGAGAUUUUCUGGAUCUUCGCAAAAUCAAGUUAGAUUCAACAACCGAUAUCUACACCGGAUAUUUUGUUUCUGUUGAAUCAAACUUAUGCCCUACUAGCGGAAAUCCAAAAAUUGUUAGAGGACACAACUUUCCAUCCAUGAUAAGAACAUCGAAAGGAGAAGGAGGUAUUACGUGUUUCGAAUGGCUCAUGAAAACUGAUUUGAAAGGAGGUCUUCCUAAGCGUCUCGUUAACUCUGGAAUGAUUAACUACUUCAGUGAACAUCCUGUUCCUACUACGAAAUCUUCGCAGUCUCCAGUUGUUCCAGUUGCUCCAGCAGCCGGUUCUUCUAUUAAACAGUCCGAUAAUGCGAGUCCUGAAAUUGUGAAGAAAGAAGAAGGAAAGAGUGAAGUGAAAGAACCGGAGCCAAAGAAGACAGAGUCUGUGGUAGAAAAAAAAGAAAAAGAGAAAAUGGAAGAUACAUUUGAAGCUAUUCAGCCAAAACAGCAAGAUGCUGGUAGGAAGAAAGAACUAGGCGAUAAGAAGAAGGCGGAAAAUAAGGGAGAUUAUAAAACUUGGAAUAAGGUGAUUGAGAAUAGUGAGUUCAAUAAAACGUUGAGUGAGAAGGACGAGAAAGACGGAAAAAAGAAGACUGGUAAAAAAGAUGAUGAAAAGAAGGAGGAUGAUGAUAAAAAGGAAGGUGAUGAAAAGAAAAGUGAGAAGAAAGAAAUCGAAAAGAAAACCGAAAAAGACGGGGACGAGAAAAAGUCAGAGAAAAAAUGA
Caenorhabditis remanei is the source of this 1791-nucleotide messenger RNA. RefSeq lists its product as uncharacterized. The transcript has 10 exons. The record is from RefSeq and is a predicted model, not a curated record. The coding region runs from base 1 to 1791 and encodes 596 amino acids. Gene Ontology annotation, molecular function: lipid binding. Lineage: Eukaryota; Metazoa; Nematoda; Chromadorea; Rhabditida; Rhabditidae.